CGCACACGUGGUGACUGCUAUCCUCCAUCCUAUAAAUUCACCCUUCCCUGCAACUCUCUCCUCACCCUCUUCUCCUCAAAACGCACCCCAAUAACUCGCCGUAUCCAAACAAUGCAUCAAACAGCUGAUCUUCAUUAUCUACUACAUUCAAACCCAACUCAGUUCCCGGCCCAUUUCAGCAGCUUCACAACCGCCAUCGCACCCACACACCACAAUUUCCACACACUCUCAACUCCCCGAUCGGAACAGCUCAAUCCCCAACCAACGUACUGUUCCAGCAACAACAACUCGAAUUUCGAGGAUGCAGAAAUAAGCAUAAUCAACGAGAGAAAGCAGAGGAGAAUGAUUUCAAACAGAGAGUCUGCGCGGCGAUCGCGCAUCCGCAAGCAGAGGCACCUGGACGAGCUGUGGUCGCAGGUGGUGUGGCUGAGGAAUGAGAAUCACCAGCUGAUGGAGAGAUUGAAACGUGUGAUGGAGCGGCAUGAGAGAGCGCUCGAGGAGAACGCUCAGCUGAAAGAGGAGGCUUCGGAGCUCCGUGAGAUGGUUACCGGUAUGCAGCUGAAUAGUCCGCUAGUGGAAUUCUCGACGUAUUCGCCUCCACCAGAUCGAAAGGCCCUGCAAAUAGAUAGUAGUUGAAUUUGGCCAAGUAUAAGUUAUGUUUAUUGUAUCUAUGCUUAACUGUUGCCAUAAGAUAUGUAAAAAUGUUUCACUAUUGCAACUUAUUAGCAUAA
Messenger RNA from Sesamum indicum (sesame), 731 nucleotides. RefSeq lists its product as uncharacterized. Gene Ontology annotation, biological process: regulation of DNA-templated transcription. Gene Ontology annotation, molecular function: DNA-binding transcription factor activity. The record is from RefSeq and is a predicted model, not a curated record. Lineage: Eukaryota; Viridiplantae; Streptophyta; Magnoliopsida; Lamiales; Pedaliaceae.